Molecule: messenger RNA, 945 nt
Organism: Stereum hirsutum FP-91666 SS1
Lineage: Eukaryota; Fungi; Basidiomycota; Agaricomycetes; Russulales; Stereaceae
Product: rhomboid-domain-containing protein
Exons: 4
Coding region: 1-945 (314 amino acids)
Cellular component (GO): membrane
Molecular function (GO): serine-type endopeptidase activity
Source: RefSeq, a predicted model, not a curated record
AUGGCCUCUCUUACUCUCAACCCUCUCCGUCUCGCCAGAGCGCCUCUUUCUCUUCGUCCAUAUCGGCUCAUAAGCACCAGAACGAGCCCCAUUCUGUCUUGUCUGCUUGCAAACUCUUUCCAGACCCCUCGGCAGCCGACUCGUUUGAUACUAGGCUUGCACCCUAAGCCCUUCAGUCUUUCCUCUCGUCUCAACGCAACCCACCGUGAUCACAGACCAGGAAAAAAUGGUCCCCCACGUCCUCCGAGACGGUCUGGUCUUGGAUUCUUCACAUCCCUUCGGAGGUUCCUAGACGGUAUCCCGCCUUCGUUCGUGGUCUAUGGCAUCAUGGCCCUCAACGGUAUCGUCUUUGCUGGGUGGUGGGUCGCCAUCGACGCUCUGAAACGAACGAGAGAUCAGACUUUAUACAAGUUCAUGGCCGAGAAUUUCACGUCGAGCAAGAUGAAUUACGAAGCAGGCCGCUGGUGGACGGCAUUGACAUCCUGCUUCUCACACCAGAGCUUCUCGCACAUCCUCUUCAACGGCAUGACUUUCUACUUUAUGGCCCCCGCCGUCGCCAGCAUCCUCGGCACCUCCAGUUUCCUCUUCCUCUACCUUGGCGGCGGAAUCUUCUCCUCCCUCUUCUCCCACACCCUCUCCACCCUCCCCCAAUCUUCCUACAAAUCCACCCACCAAAUCUCCUCCGUCGGCGCCUCCGGCGCCAUCUUCUCCAUCAUCUCCUUCUUCACCUGUCUCUCCCCCCGCACCACCUUCCUCCUCUUCGGCAUCGUGCCCUGUCCCGCCUGGGGCGUCGUCGCCGGCACCAUCGCCUACGACGGCUAUAAUUCCUGGCGGGAGAGUAAAGGCCAGAAGGGCAUCGGGAAUACGGAUGGGUUGGCGCAUAUUGGGGGGGUCGUGGCCGGGGCGGUGUAUUUUGUGUUGAAGAUGAGGGGGUUGAGGGUUUGA